Molecule: messenger RNA, 690 nt
Organism: Lactuca saligna
Lineage: Eukaryota; Viridiplantae; Streptophyta; Magnoliopsida; Asterales; Asteraceae
Source: the annotation of a GenBank genome assembly
AUGACUGUUGAAGUGGAGUUCCUGCUGUCACGAGAGCAAUUUAAGGUGUCAAAGAGUGAGAAAGAUGAUGCAAGGAAGGCAAUAGGCAGGUACAAUAUGAUAGUUGCAUUGUUGUUCGCUUGCUUGGUCUUUUGUGUUUUGAAGUUAUGGGUUUUGAAUGGGGUGGGACUUAAAACCCGUCACCUUCCCUUGUUGCCUAACCCUAACCUUAACUAUUCAUGGCCGUCACGUUAUCCCUCCAUCUCUUCAACCACUGUCAUUCGUGAAUCUAUAGUCGCACCACCCUUCCUUCUCAUUUUCGAUCAAUCAAGACCGCUAAGCACUACUAUUCUAGGCCAAUGCAUUUGUCGUCGAAGUGAGCUGUCAUUCAGCACCGCUAUUUCUCACGCUACCGGAGACGACAAGGUUAGCAAACGAGCUUCCUUCCGCUGUCGUUCCGCUGCCAACGAAGCUGUGAACUGCAAGGACCGUUGUAUUCUUCUUCUUCUUCUUCUUCUUAUUCUUCUUCUUGUGCUUUUGCGUUGUCACCGGUCUGCUGCCACUGCUUGUGCAAUUCAGUGUUGCUUUGGUCAUCGUUUUCCACCCCAAGAGGCGGUCGUGUUCGUGUUUCACGUGGGUAUGGGUGUUUCUGCUCGUGUUUGGAUGCGUAUUUCAGAUUAUAUUGGCGUGUGUGUGUGCUUGGUCGACUAG